This is a messenger RNA of Leptinotarsa decemlineata (Colorado potato beetle), 427 nucleotides long. RefSeq names its product cytochrome c oxidase subunit 6B2. The record is from RefSeq and is a predicted model, not a curated record. Gene Ontology annotation, cellular component: respiratory chain complex IV; mitochondrion. Gene Ontology annotation, molecular function: 3'-5' exonuclease activity; 5'-3' exonuclease activity. Lineage: Eukaryota; Metazoa; Arthropoda; Insecta; Coleoptera; Chrysomelidae.
ACAUCAUGCCAGAAGCCAUCAGCGCAGAAGAAAUCAAAACGGCUCCCUUUGACCCUCGCUUCCCCAACACCAAUCAGACCCGUUACUGCUACCAGAGCUACGUGGACUACUAUCGGUGCCAGAAGGUUCGCGGUGCCGACUACAAGCCAUGCGAGUAUUUCUCCAAGGUUUUCCAUUCCGUGUGCCCCAAUGGAUGGGUCGAAAAGUGGGACGGCCAGAGAGAGGAAGGCACUUUCUCCGGAAACAUUUAAUUUAUUCCUGUAUCGUUAGUUGUUUGUAGAAAUAUUCAUUCUUCCUUAUAAGGGCGUUAUAUUGAGGUGACUUGGGUGAACAAAUUAUGUUACAUUAAACUCGACGUUCUUUUUCAGUUAUUUUUUUCAUAGCUGUUUAUAUAGUGAAAAACUCAGUAAAAAUAUUAUAUACCAAA